AGACAACUGACAUUUAUGUGAAGUGACAUUGAAAGAGCCACAACUCUUUGGCCACAACUCAAAAAAUGAAUUGAAUAAUAUACAUAGAAAGAAACAGUGAAUUUUCCUGCCUACUGCUAUACUAAAAUUUACAACCAAAGAAUAUAAUAUUCUCUAGCAAGAGGUUACAGCUAAGAGAUUUCAAUAAUAAAUAAGGAUUAUUUCUUGGUCGGUAAAUAUUGUACCAAUUAAUUUUAAAGAAAUGCAAAACAUACAUGAGGCUCUGAAGCCGAUAUCAUGGCUUGCUGGUCGCUGGUUUACCGAAGAAGGCAAAGGAUACUACCCUAACAUUCCUGAUUUUAAGUUUCAUGAUGAGAUGGAGUUUGUUUGUAUUGGUCAACCAAUGUUUAACUUUAAGUCAACGUCGCAACAUCCAGAGAAAAAAACGCCAAUGCAUCAAGAACGGGGAUUUCUUCGUAUUAAACCGGGCACCAAUGAACUUGCCUUCACUGUCAGCCAUAACUUUGGUCUUACUUCUCUUGAAGAGGGUGUAUGUAAUGAGGAAAAAAAGGAAAUUGUUUUGGAGACAUCAAAUAUAGCCCGAAUUUCGUUUGCCAAGCCCCCUCAUGUAAUUAAGUUUAAAAGAAUAUUUAAACUCCUUUCUUCGAACGCUUUGGAAGUAACAUUAUUCAUGGAAACCGACAACACUCCAUUGACCGAGCAUUUAAAAGCGGUAUAUAGAAAAGAACAUACAGAAUAAAAUGGGUAAAUAAUAAAUAAACCCAUGUCCAUUAAUAUUGCUGCGUCCUUCGAUGACUGCUAGAAUUUUGCCCCCGGCAUGUCUUACCGCAGUUUUCAAUAAACUACGCCAAUUGCUUUUUUCAAUCCUUUGCGAAAAAGAACCAAUUAGAACAAAGUUUUUGUGACAUACUUACAAAUGACAUUUUGAUUGGGUUAUAAAUUAUUGGGAUCGGAUCGAAGAUGAAGAUUGGUAUCGUUUAUUGAAAACGGCUAUUCGAUAUUCAUGGGACAAACGUGAAACGAAUGACGGACUGGGUUUGCAAGAUUUUCAUGUGUGUAAAUGGUCUAUAACCAUUUGGGUACCAAAAUAUAUCAGGCUCCCUCCUAUCGGUUACUUUUAUCUUCUUGGAAUAGAUUUUGGGUGACAAACGUAUGUAGGUUAACCUGAUAAUUGGUGAAGGUAUAUGCAGGCUGGUUUUUUGAGUUGGGGCAGUAAAAACUCCAAUUUUUUUUAAAUGAGUCGUCAGCCAUAGAAUAUAUUUCCUGACAGCAUAUUUUUUUCACACUUAACAUCCCAUAUUAAUCAGAGGAACCAAGGCGAGUUCUUCGCGUUUACCAGCAUGCUAUGCACGUCGGCGUACCUAGUAAAACCCCACGGUUGCCUUUAUCGACACAUUAGAGGCGACUCAGGUGUACCAUAAGGUAAUUACCUCUGAUCUCUUACCCGAACAAGCAACAACCUCUGCGGUAUACUUUAUAAAUAGUCCUUCGUUACAUAGAACCGCUGGCGUCCACAGCAGCGGCAAGGUGUGCGCACGAAUUCCUCCCGUUUCAGGACGGAUAUGCAGCGUCGAGCGUAUGUCCUAUGUUUUCUGACACUUAAGGUUUGCAAUCCUGCUGUUCGUGCUACCAUAUAGCAGCGGUUUCUCACAUGACAUGCGGAUUUCCAGAAUUUUUGUCUUGUGAUAAAUUCUUGAGAAUUAGGACGACUUCUUUGGCAUUUUUGUGCCCUUUAUUAUUUUUUUUAGAUCUUGGUAGUAUAAUUCGACGUUUUCACCGGUCAUACACUACUUUGUUCACGGCAUGGCAGUUACUAUAUUAUGUGACAGAACGUGUCGUAAUAUUUUAGUGGAAUUUCCUACGUCUUCAAUCCACGAAUUGUUGUGAAUUCACUUACAAAAACCACCAGCCACAAAAACGUAUAUUUAAGUCUUAUUUAUGUUUACAAAAGCCGAAUAAAUGUUAGUGUUCCUUACCUAUGAUUAUUUAUACUUUUUCGCGUCGAAACUCGGGAUCUCUUUGAUUCCAGUCUGUGCAAAUAUAUUUAUUUAUUUAUAUUUAUAAAUAAUAUUUAAGGGCAAAAUCUGUGUAAAAUAUGUAGAGAGAGCGAAAGAGUAGGUAUCGAGAUAAUGUGUAAGUACAAGUAAUGAAAACUUGAAUAUUUUAGUUUGUAUGUAUCGAUUUCAAAAACAUCAGUUACCAUACCUACAGAGUUUAAUGGCAGUCUUAUUUUCGUAUAUAAUUAUACCUACUUUUAAAUCUUUUGCGGGAAUUGCAGCGCAGUCCUGCCGAAAUUCUAAAUUUACCACAAAUUUCCAGGUGGAAGAAACAUUGUGCGCGAUUGCAAUCCCCACUGAGAGCCAAACAAACCGACCAUGCUUCAUAAUUGAUGCAUACUUGUGAUAGGCUUCUGGUUUAACUCUCCCACGGUCAUAGCUGUAGAAAAGUCACACGGACUUGCCUGACAUUUUUUCUAAAAUCUGAAUACAGAUCUUAAUGUUUUCAAAAGUUCUCUUUUAGGUAACUAUUUACAGCGGAUAAGGUACCUACUUUUACUGCCAUGUCUCAAAAAUCCAACCUAUAUAUUAGGUAUUCAUAUUAUAUUAUGUAUUUCGGUUAAUUUAAAUCUAUAUGAUUUAGAUUAUAAACUGUAGGGUGAUUUAGACACUUGAUCCAGCGGAAAUCCGCUAAGGGAAUUAAUUUUUCAUUAGAAAAAAGGUGAAGGAAUUGGAAGUGUGUUAUUAAUUUCUAAAAUAAAGUUUUCUUGAAAUCUCAA
This is a messenger RNA of Manduca sexta (tobacco hornworm), 2776 nucleotides long. Its product is annotated as peroxynitrite isomerase THAP4. The transcript is spliced from 2 exons. NCBI's taxonomy places the organism in Eukaryota, Metazoa, Arthropoda, Insecta, Lepidoptera, Sphingidae. The record is from RefSeq and is a predicted model, not a curated record. The coding region runs from base 242 to 739 and encodes 165 amino acids.